AAACUGAAACAGACGACGAAAGCGGAGGAAAAGCCGAGGGAGGCGGAGGCCUCAGCAGCACAGCAUAGCCACAUAGGCUGCCUUCUCAGCUAGAUCCGCGCGAAAUCCAAAUCCAAUCGUGCACCCGCCUCCUCCGCUCAUGGCCCGCAGCUUGCCGGCGGUUCUGCUCCUGCUGGCGGCCCUCGCCGGCAUGGCCGCCGCCGGCGACAUCGUCCACCAGGACGACGAGGCCCCGAAGAUCCCCGGCUGCGCCAACGAUUUCGUCCUGGUAAAAGUGCAGACCUGGGUCAACAAGAGAGAGAAAGAUGAAUUUGUUGGUGUGGGUGCUCGGUUUGGCCCCAAGAUAGAGUCAAAGGAAAAGCAUGCCAACCGAACAAAAUUGUUGUUAGCAGAGCCUUCUGAUUGCUGCACCCCUCCCACAGAGAAGGUUUCUGGAGAUAUUUUGUUAGUGGAGAGGGGACUCUGUAAGUUCACUAAAAAAGCUAAGGUUGCUGAAUCUGCAGGUGCUUCUGCCAUUAUAAUCAUCAAUGAUAAGCAUGAGUUAUACAAGAUGGUAUGUGAGCGCAAUGAAACAGAUCUAGAUAUUGGUAUACCUGCGGUUCUUCUGCCAAAAGAUGCAGGCUCUAAAUUACGAAAUCUUCUCUCAAGUGGUGAAGUCUUAGUGCAGCUGUACUCUCCAGAUCGUCCUCUGGUUGAUACUGCAGAAGUGUUUCUAUGGCUUAUGGCAGUUGGUACCAUUCUUUGUGCAUCGUACUGGUCAGCAUGGAGUGCCAGAGAAGCAGAUAUUGAACAAGAGAAGCUUCUGAAGGAUGGCCAUGAAAUUCCACCAAACUUUGAGGCUGGAGGUUCUAGUGGUAUGGUAGAUAUCAACAUGGCAUCAGCAAUACUGUUUGUUGUGAUCGCAUCAUGCUUCUUGAUAAUGCUCUACAGGCUGAUGUCUCAUUGGUUUGUGGAGCUUCUGGUGGUUAUCUUUUGCAUAGGUGGUGUAGAGGGUCUGCAAACAUGUUUGGUGGCCUUACUGUCCAUGUCAAGGAGGUUUAAACCUGCUGCAGAAUCGUUUGUGAAAGUGCCAUUUUUUGGAGCUGUAUCAUACCUUACAUUGGCAGUUUGUCCGUUUUGCAUUGUAUUUGCUGUUCUGUGGGGUGUUUAUCGCCGUUUGCCCUAUGCUUGGAUUGGGCAAGAUAUCCUUGGCAUUACUUUGAUUGUUACAGUCAUCCAAAUCGUUAGAAUACCUAACCUCAAGGUAGGUUCUGCCCUCCUGAGUUGUGCCUUCUUAUAUGACAUCUUCUGGGUUUUUGUCUCCAAGAUGUUGUUCCAUGAAAGUGUGAUGAUUGUGGUUGCACGUGGUGAUAAAACUGACGAAGAUGGUGUACCCAUGCUGUUAAAGAUUCCACGGAUGUUUGAUCCAUGGGGUGGAUACAGCAUCAUAGGCUUUGGCGAUAUCCUUCUUCCUGGGCUGUUGAUUGCUUUUGCGUUAAGGUAUGAUUGGGCUGCCAAGAAGACGUUGCAAUCCGGCUACUUUUUGUGGUCAAUGGUGGCAUAUGGUUCUGGUCUCCUAAUUACGUAUGUUGCCUUGAACCUUAUGGAUGGCCAUGGCCAGCCGGCUCUUCUUUAUAUUGUGCCUUUCACGAUCUGUACCUUCUUAGCGCUCGGCAUGAAAAGAGGUGAACUCAGAAACCUGUGGACAAGAGGACAGCCAGAGAGGGUGUGUACGCAUACACAUCCAUCCCUAAAGGACUCGGCUGACCCAGUAAGAUCGUCGUAAUAAAUAAGGCUAGGCUGACAGGGCCUGGCCCUGGAGAUGUUGCUGAUGGCCCUUACUUACAUUUUCUUUGGUAUAAUGGUGUGUGAUAUAGUGCAAGACUCGACUGAUUUGUGAUGUACCCAAAAUAGGUUGUGAUGCGACCCCCUGAUAUUGCGAUCCUCAUUGUAUAGUAGGCAGUGUGUAUGUAUAGCGCUGAUAUAGUUAGCUGUUUCACUAUAUAAAAGAUGCGGGAAGUAUAGGAGCUUAGCUCGGUAUUUUCCAGAACCAGAACUGUAUGUGCCUGACGUUUGUCCCAGUACCUGUAGAACUCAGGUCUUUGCAUCAUAACCACACUACUUGUUCUGGAACCGCAAAA
Panicum hallii is the source of this 2120-nucleotide messenger RNA. RefSeq names its product signal peptide peptidase-like 4. Gene Ontology annotation, biological process: membrane protein proteolysis. The transcript is spliced from 14 exons. The record is from RefSeq and is a predicted model, not a curated record. Gene Ontology annotation, cellular component: lumenal side of endoplasmic reticulum membrane; cytoplasmic side of endoplasmic reticulum membrane; Golgi-associated vesicle membrane. Gene Ontology annotation, molecular function: aspartic endopeptidase activity, intramembrane cleaving. NCBI's taxonomy places the organism in Eukaryota, Viridiplantae, Streptophyta, Magnoliopsida, Poales, Poaceae. Bases 140 to 1765 code for a protein of 541 amino acids.